AUGACUGGGAACACGCCCUUUGUCACAGCUCCUGCCCAGGGCAAAGCUAACCCGGGCUCGCACAACAAUACCUUCUCCUUGAAGAUCAUCAGCAUCGCUUCUUCUGAAACCCCGGCUGUAGUGCCCUUGGAUAAGGGCAAACUUGGAGAAAACGAUGCUCAGGAAAAGCCUCGAGGGCCCCCCAUCAAGGCAGUUUUGCUCACGACCCUGCCGUUGCAUGCACCAAACCUGGGUGUUUUCAGAAGCUAUGUGACGUUACGUCUUGUUAGAAAUCGCCUCAUGCAGUCUUUUCCAGCUGCGACACCAUUCGCUUUUUGUAAUGAAGAGGGCGCAGCAACUCAAGAUGACUUGAGCCUGAAUGCUUACUUCGCACUGCUCAAGAGACAGCCAACCCUCCAGGAUACAACCUUCAACGUAUAUGUCACCUCUAGCGGGCCUCCUUCGACUCAAGCGAGCACCUACUUUACCGCUCUCCUGAAGAAGCCUUUCCUGCUGAAAUUUUUGCGAGUAAUAGACUCUCAAAGGAGCAACAUCGAGACAUCUCUCGACUCUGGGGCCUUCAAGGGGAAGAAUGCCGCCGAUACUACGCUACAUACCUUGCGUGGAGUUGUCAAGUCCAUGAGCGUCGACUCCAGACAAGACAUUUUCUGUCUACCUGACGGGACACCAGUUCAGGACAAUGUUUCCCUUCUACAGUAUCUCGUCAUGGUGAAUCCAGCCAUCAGUGGAGCUGAGAAGAUCCCUUCAGUUCCAGUGUUUCUGAAGAAAACAGGGCUCUUGGCCAUUCAAUCAACCCAGGGCGUGACGAGUGGUAGUCCGGGGUCCAUUCCGGGCUCAGGGCACCCCUAUGGCGAUCCCAAUGGCGGUGCCCCAGGCCAAUGGGCCACGGGUAUAGACCAAUCGGUUAUUUCCAAGCUAGGGAGUCUUGACAUGUCAUUCACGGACAGAUCAGCUCAGGAACUACAUCGUGACAAGACUGACCUCCAGCCCACUGAGAUGCUCCACGAGAAGGACCAUGCCGGGGCAGCUGGGGCUCUGCCGAACAUCCACAAGCUAAGUGAAACAGAGUGGGACAUGAUCUUGAAGAAUGGUAAUGCCUUUUGUGGAUGGAUCAUAGAUUUUGAUGGCAACAAGAUUCGCCGGGCUCCUCAUGCUGCGUUUAGACUUCGAAAGGGUCUCAACCUCGAAAAGGUAAAUGUCAAGGUCGAAAAAGUGUCAACUCCAACGUCCUCUGCCACCGACAAGAAGCAAGACCAAGGGCAUUCUGAGAGUGGCUCAGACGACAAGGACCCCAAUUCCAAAGCGAAAGAAGGCUCAGCGGCUCCAACUCCGGAUGAUAUGAAGGAAUACAUGCCGAGAAAGGCCCAUGGAAUCCCCAACUUUAUGGUCACCGAUGACUCCAGCAUCGAGGUUGCUGCCGUGCGACACGCGUUUUCGCAGUCAAUGGCUGAGAAUCACUUUGAUAAAACGACUUUCGAUUUUGAAGCGUCUGGAGGCUUCCGCGGCAUCACCGCUGGAGCACAAGGUGGCGUAGCGGCGCAGCAUGGAUCAGGCCAAUCAGAGGCAACCAAGGGAGCCGAGAUGUCUUUGGUUGCUACCUACAAGAUACCUCGCGUGACGGUGUAUCUACCCGCCGAAGACUUAGAAGUCACAGACGAGUUUGCUGCCGCGGUUGAAAAGAUCCGCAAAACACGCAACUUGUAUGAUCUUCGCAAACUUCACCAAAUGUUUGGUCAGGUCUUUUGCAGCGAAAUUGUCCUUGGAGGCUGUCUUCAGACCUCAAAGACUCUCGACGCAAAAGAACAAGAAAAAGAGUCGAUGGCCCGAUCCGAAUUCAAGGCCAGUGUAGGCUUGGCUGUGGGCUUCCGUCUGAUUGCGAGCGGCUCGACGAAGGCCUCCAAUGAGAAUCAGAGCCAUCAGGAGCAAGGUAACAAAAAUACGAAGCAGGUAGAACAUCUGUCGUUCAACGCUACUGGCGGCAACACCAUCCUGGCAGCAGAUCCUCCAGCCUGGUUGACAAGCGUUGGGUCCGACGUGAAUAGCUGGAGAGUUAUUCAGCAAUCUCAACUCACAGCCGUCAUGGAUGUGGUCUCGGCCAUUCCCCAUUAUGAAGAAGUCAACAAGUGGUUCCUUCAAGCUGUUCCCAAGCUAACAGACUAUGUCAUCAUUCCUCAGAACAGAGUCGUCAACGCUCGGUUCAAAGUCAUGUUCACUCUGGAAGGCCUUUCGAGAGCUCUCGCAGGCUUAAAGGUUGGAAAAGAUGGGCAGGAGAGCAAGAAGGAGGACGUCGGAAUCUCCAAAGGCAGCGAUUCCGGUGCCAUUCAGACUUACUUGGCCCAUCAGCCUGAGAAACCUCCCAUCUACGUGCGAACUUUUGUAAAAAAUACCCAAGCUCCAGUUCUCAUCAAUCCUCGAGCCUUGAAGCCUCUGCCUCCAAAAGCCGACUCUAAAGGAAAGCCCUCACCUGCAACCAUUGACGGUAGGACAGUCUGGGCAAUAGAAGUUCCAGAAGGAUACAGCCUCACUCACGAGUCCCUCAUCACCAUCAAGUCCCAAGCUCCAUCCACUCCUGGAACCUCUCUGACCUUGAGCGUGUAUCGCAAUGCCCAGGGUGUCUUUAUGCCUGCCAUCACAAACCAGCCGGAUCCUGUCUACUGGCGAGUCCUCAAAGCCAAUGCUAAAGCCGGCGGCAGAGACGCAAACCAGCUCAAGUACGGCGAUCCAAUCCGACUGUGCUGGCGAUUCUCAGACCAGACAAGUGGUUGGCGAGAUUAUGUCGACGACUAUUAUGGACGUCGUCGGUUCGACCGUCCAGCGGAGCUUGGUAAAAAUGAGGAUGCUCUAUACCUCAAGGCUCCCUUUCCUCGUUUCGAGGCCCUAAAUUAUCCGCAAGGAAUGUCACUUGUUCUGAGCUCAGCUGCAACCAAAGAUCCCAUCUUGACAAAGCUCACGCUACGCGAGCCGAGCGCCCCCGGAGGCAGCGAGCAAGUCGCCUACAACCUAUUUGACCUGACAUUCCGCCUCGACUUUGUACCGGCCAACGGGCAAGUAGAGGCUUACGAGUACAUGGAUGUGGUCCGUGAGGACGACACAUACGUGAGCCUGACAGAACUCCGGACAAAGUACAAGGUACGGGUAGCACAACCUGAGGAUGGAAUUGGCCACCAGGUCACCAGCCACGUGACGAACACGUUUGUCAAGCAAUUUGACAACAUUGUCAAUGCUGUUCGCCACGGUUCCCCAGGUGAUGUCUUGAAGGAGACGUUCAAGGGUGCUAUGAUGAUCAACCCAGUUGGAUUUUUGACGAAGUUGGCGGGAUUCUGGUGA
Messenger RNA from Fusarium keratoplasticum, 3327 nucleotides. RefSeq lists its product as uncharacterized. Lineage: Eukaryota; Fungi; Ascomycota; Sordariomycetes; Hypocreales; Nectriaceae. The record is from RefSeq and is a predicted model, not a curated record. The transcript is spliced from 12 exons. Bases 1 to 3327 code for a protein of 1108 amino acids.